Entamoeba invadens IP1 is the source of this 600-nucleotide messenger RNA. Its product is annotated as dual specificity phosphatase ibp1, putative. Gene Ontology annotation, cellular component: cytoplasm; nucleus. The transcript has a single exon. Gene Ontology annotation, molecular function: protein tyrosine phosphatase activity. The record is from RefSeq and is a predicted model, not a curated record. NCBI's taxonomy places the organism in Eukaryota, Evosea, Mastigamoebida, Endamoebidae. Gene Ontology annotation, biological process: protein dephosphorylation; G2/M transition of mitotic cell cycle; positive regulation of G2/MI transition of meiotic cell cycle. The coding region runs from base 1 to 600 and encodes 199 amino acids.
AUGAGAAGAAACAUCCAGAAAAGCUCUGAGUGUAUUUUUGAGUCCUCGCGAGACACCCCCCGACGCUCUCCGAAAAUAUCACCAAGAAAACAGGCGACGGAGACUAUCUCCCCAGACCAGUUUAAAAGCUUGAUGGAGAAGAACAAAAAUCUUAUCAUUUUGGACGCAAGAUUCCCUUUUGAAUACGAACAAGGACAUAUCAUUAACUCAAUUAAUGUCUGGAACGACACAACUCUCGCUCAACAAAUGAAGCCAUUCGACACUUGGUGCUCCGAGGAAAACCGUGUUGUUGUUGUCUAUUGCGAAUUCUCUAAAACUCGGGGACCAAAGAUAGCAAAUCUCCUUCAAGAAAUGGAUUUCAUUAGAAUGGAGUCGCUCGGGUUAUCGGAACUUAACUUCCCAGAAGUCUACUUGCUCGAAGGAGGGUUCAAAUAUUUCUACGAGAAUGUUAACGAGCUUUGCACGGGAAAAUAUAUCUCGAUGAGAAAUAUUAACAGCUCUAACAUAGAAGACUUAAGAAACUAUGCAACUCAGAUAAAAACUAGACCACGGUGCCCAGUCUUCAAUAAUUCCCCUCAAAUAACACCUCUUUAUAUGUAA